AUGAUAACUGAAGAAUAUGAAGAUAGCAUUCAAGUAACCUCGAGUUGCUGGUUAAGCAAAUAUAAAGGCAGUAAUAAUAGCAUAAAGAAUAAGAACAUAAAUAAGCCUAGUAAUUUGGUUGUCCCUAAUUUUAAUGUUUGCUUGAAAUCGGUGGCUUUACCAAUAAUAAAAUCAAAAAAUGAUUUGGAAUGUAUAAAUGAAAAUAAACAAUUAAAUAGAUUAAGAAGAGAACGAAAAAAAAAAAAGAUCGAAGAUACAAAUAUAAUAAAUGAUGAUGAAGUUUGUUCUAUUUUGUUAAGAAGUAAAGCACUUAAUGAAACAUGGAAUAAUAUGAAUAAAUAUUUGAACUGUUAUAUAUAUAAUUAUGUAAAUAAUAUAAUAGAUAAGGAAAUAAUUUUUUUGAACAAACAUUUAUGUCUAAAAAAUGACAAGGUAUCUUUAUUAAUUAUAAAAACACAAACGUGCCCAUUUGUAAAUUUAAUGCAAUAUAGAAUAUUAGUAGAGCAUUUGAAAAAAAUCAACAGCCCUGAAGAAGACAAAGAAAAAGAUGAUACAAUAAAUAUGGGGAAUGACCAUACAAAACUUGAUAAAGAAGAUAACAUGAGUGACGAUAGUAACAAUGAAAGUAGCUAUCCUUGUAGUACCAAUGAUAAACUGCUAGCACCAGUUUAUACAAUUUUAACUAAAAAAAAAAAUGUUAUGGCAUGCAUAAUAAAUGUAUAUCAUAAUGAUACAGUGGAAAAUAUAAUUAUUCGGAUUGUAAAAAGAAUAAAUAGUAGUAUUAAUAAUAAGCGCAUACAAAUAGACAAAAGUAAUGUUGAUGAAUUAUUUCAUAAAGUAAUUAAAAGACAUCAAAAAAAUGGUGUUUUAGUUAUAUUUAUUAAGAAUUAUUUAAAAUUAAAAUCAUCUAUAUUUAGCGCAUUUUUAUUGUAUUUAACUCAUUUAAAAGAACUUAAUAAUAUAAAUAUAAGUGUUAUUAUAACAAAUUGUUGUAUCUUAUCAGGUUUAAGUAAUUUAGAUAAUAUUAUAACAAAACAUUUGCAUGUUAAUAUUUACAAUAUGUAUAUAAAUUAUUAUAGUUUAAUGGAAAAUAUAAUGUUCAAUCCAAUUUUUAAUAAUAUACUUUUUAAAUUAAAAGAGUAUAACACAUUAAUUGAUUAUAUAUUUUUUUGUAAUCAUAGUAUUAGUUUUUUAAAAUUAAAAUAUAUUAUUUAUAUGUAUAUACGAGAUUUUUUUGAUAAAAAACUCUUAUCUUUUUUAAACAUACCAUUGGAAUAUUUUAAUGAAAAAGAUAUUGAUGAAGAAAAUAAUGAAGAGUGUGCCACUAAAAGGAAUAGCGAGCGAUGUAACACCAAAAAUGAAAAACGGUUGGAAUACAGCAAAAAGACAUUUUCUACUUAUAAAAGUGAACUGAUUAAAUCUUUAAGUUGUAUUGAUGUAGCUAAUAUACAUAAAAAAUAUGCGCUUUUAUUACAUGCAAGUAAUUUUUAUAAAAUUCAUAUUAACUACUUUAAAAAUGUGGGGAAAUCAAACAUGCUCUAUAUUAUUGAUAUGGAAGAGAAAAAAAAAAUCACGGAGCAAGCAACAGUGAUCAUGCUGAAUAAUAAAUUAGUUCCCAUAUCAAAACAGUUUCAUGGAAAAAACAAUGCAACCAAAGAAAAUAACGCAGUGGGGAAAUAUAAUAUGAACAUUCAGAAUAACUUAGAAAAUGAACAGAAUGAAAAAAAUUCAUCAGAUGAACAUAAUAAUAUUAAAAAGUGUAAUAAUAAACGAAUAGAAAGAAAUGGAAAAUUAGAAUAUGAAGAUGAUACUAAUUUGGUAAAUGGUCAAAUGAAUAAAAAAGCAAAGGUUAAACAUGAAUCUUUUCAUAUGUGUAUAGAAAAUUUUAGUUUUAUAUAUCAUGAAAAAGAAAGUAACGAAGCAAAAAAUAUGAAAAAUGUUAUUGCUCAAAAAUUUGAAGGUAAAGAAAUUAAUAAAAUAAAUAGACACAAUAACAGUGGUAUUAUGAAUGAAACAAGCAAUUUAGAUAAUAACGAAAUAUUUUUUUUACACAAUGAAAAUGAAUUAAAUAAAGGAAAAGAAAUAGCAUACUCAUUUUUAUUAAACAGAGAUCUUAUUAAACACAAAUUAAAAAAUAAUGGGAAUUUUCCAAGUUACUAUUAUCAAAAUUAUGGUAUGCAUAAUUUAUCUGAAAAUUUAUCACCAAUCAAUAGAAUACAAAAUAACGAUUUUAUGAACAGUUGUGAUUAUAUAAAACAGUAUGUUAUAAAUAAUUUAUUUAGUCACAUGAAAUCAGAGCAUAAUAUCGAUGGAUUUCAAAUGCUACAAAAAGAAUGGGAAAACAAUGAAUAUUUAAAAAUAUAUAAAUAUGAAGAGAAUCUUGUUUCAAAAGCAAAGGCAUGUAAUACUGUUGCUAAUGAUAGAACCAGUAAAAAUAAAACAAAUAAAAAUAUUAAGAAGAGUAAUGAUGAGGGGAAAAAUAUUUCCACUAAUGAAGAUAUGAAAAAAAUGGAACUAUUAUAUUUACAUAAAUGUCUAGUUAAAUCGAUCUGUAUAAGAAUGAUUGAUCUUGUUUAUAAAAAAAACAAAUAUAAUAUAUGUUUAUCUAUAAUUAAUAUUAUUUUAAAGAAUGUUCCAAUAUAUGCAUCAUUAAGAAAAAGAGUAAAAUGUAUAAAAGAGUUAUUUAAAAAAUAUGAAAAAAGAUAUAUUAUACAAAAUUUGGAAGAUUUAAAAGCCGCAAGUGAUGAAAUAGACAAAGAAAUAAAACAAAUCUUAAACACAAUUUGUGAUUUAUUUAUAAAUCUUUAUGUAACUAAAAAAAAUAUACUAAAAAAAAUUCUAAAUGAUAUUAACGCCUUUUUAAAAGAUGCUUCUUAUGUUUUUAAGUUGGAGGAAUAUAUAGACAGCUAUAAAGAAAAUAAAACAAAUUCAUCAUCCUCUUUAAGCAUGGAAUUUUUUUUGAACAAAAUAAAUUUCUUAAUUAUUUUUUUAAAUGCAUCAAUUGUUGUAAAAAAAAAAAAUGAAUACAACAAGCGUUUUUCAGGUUAUGAAAACAGCAACAAUAUGUUUCCCCCCAAUGGAACUGAUUAUAACAAUCAGAGUGAAUUGAAUAGAACCCCCAAAAAAGAAAUAUUCGAAGAAAUAAUGAAUAACCAUAUAAGUUGGCAUCAAACUAGUGUUGGCGGUACGAAUAAAAAAAUACCAUAUACAGAUUUAACUCCAAUUAAUAUAAAUAUGGAUUAUGAAAAAAAAGAUCCAAAUAAUAAUAUAUCCAAAAAUAAUGGCAAUAAUUUUGAUGAUAUUAUGGAUAAUAAUGAAAAAAUGAGUAUAGUAAUAGAAAGCUAUUUGAGUAAUAUGAAUAAUGAAGAUAUAGAUACAACAUGUAUUGAAUUCAUUUUGGUGUUUUUCUGUGAAUAUUUAUACUUUCUUUUAAUACCAUGUGUAUAUUUACUUCCACUGGUAAAUCUAUGUAUAACACAUGAGCAUCCAAUGGAAUUUUAUGAUCUAUUUAAACCUAAUUUGCAAAUGAAAUUAUUAAAUGUCCUUUAUUAUAAUAAACUAGAAUUAAAGGAUAUAAACUCAGUUAAUUUUGAUUUUUCUUUGAAUUAUAAACCAGUUGAGUCAGUAAAAAAUUUGAGAAACUUCAAUGAAGAAAUGAGCAAGCAAUUCCCUAUAUUAGAGAAAGUCCGAAGAAGAAGAAAUAAUUUGGAAGUCCAAGACGAUAAACUGAUUUCUAAAGAAAAUCAGGAAAAUCAUAAACUAGACAAUAUAAAUGAUGAAAUAAAAUAUUUUUCUUUUGAGCAUAUUGGAAAAAUUUGUGAAAUUGAAGACCUUGUGAUUAUAUUUAAAAUAAUUCAAGGAAUGAAUAUGAAAUAUAUGAACAUUUUUAAUAUGUUUAUUGAAUACAUUAAUGUAAAGCUAUAUAUAGAUAGACAUGAGAAUGGAGAAAAAAAUAUUAGUACUAUAAGUAGUAAUACUCGUUCCGGGAUAAAUAAAAAUAAUAAUAAAAAUACAUUAUCCUCAUAUUGUUAUAGUAAAACAUUUCAAGAAUUAUUUUAUAAUUUUAUGAUAGGAAUUAUGUCUCUUUUUUAUUUUUUGAAAAUAAUUCAUGUCCCAUCAAUUUUUUUACGAGGAGACAAUGAAACAAAUUUCGAUUCAACACCGUUCAAUAGUUAUGAUAAUAAAAAUGAUCAAAAUAUAUAUGAUAGUCAUAAUAAUCAAUAUAGUACCAAGAAUGAAUUUGCACAAAAAGAUCAUAUAUCUAAUAAUACACAAUUUAAUGAACAAGAUCAGCAAGAAAUUGGAGACGAUCAAAAUAUAUUACCAAAUGAUAAAAGAGGACAAUUUUCAGCUUUAAUUGAAACAGACAAUGAUGCAGAUUAUAGAUAUAAAAAUUAUGUUUUCAAUAUGUUGAGUAGCAUUAAUUUGAGAAAACUUGUCUAUGGGCAAAGCUACUAUAUUAAUUGA
This is a messenger RNA of Plasmodium vinckei vinckei, 4467 nucleotides long. RefSeq names its product conserved Plasmodium protein, unknown function. The record is from RefSeq and is a predicted model, not a curated record. NCBI's taxonomy places the organism in Eukaryota, Apicomplexa, Aconoidasida, Haemosporida, Plasmodiidae. The transcript has a single exon. Bases 1 to 4467 code for a protein of 1488 amino acids.